Molecule: messenger RNA, 2309 nt
Organism: Centruroides sculpturatus (bark scorpion)
Lineage: Eukaryota; Metazoa; Arthropoda; Arachnida; Scorpiones; Buthidae
Exons: 7
Coding region: 131-2029 (632 amino acids)
Biological process (GO): proton transmembrane transport
Cellular component (GO): membrane
Molecular function (GO): proton channel activity
Source: RefSeq, a predicted model, not a curated record
CAAUGAUUUCUUCAGCAGACGCUCGUUGAUUGACAGAACUCAGUUGCUUGUGGUCAUUUCUGAGGAUUGCCAGGCUGAUGUCGGAGCUUAUUAAGAUUUAUAGUUAACAGGUUGCGAUUACCGAUUACAAAUGGACUCGAUGAACAACGAAACGACUAAUAACAAUGUGAAAUUGUUGGGGAUCCAUCACACACCGGAAAUUAUCACGCCGUCAUUAGCGUCUUUGGAUGAACUUCCUCCGACACCCCCUCCCAUUGCAACAUCUAUGACUGGUUCUAAGAGUAGUCUACCACAUCCCAUCUCAUCCAUAGAUAAUUCAAGUUCCGACGAAGCUGCUGAACCAGAACGAAGCGCUUCUCAAAAAUCGAACAGAAGCAAGAAAGAAAGAUCGAAGGAGAAGACCGGUACAAUUCGUGUAUUAAGCGGUUUAUACGCUCGAAUAUUAAUCGUAACAGCUGGAAUCAUAGUAAUUACAGAGAUUCUGGACAAUCCUAUUCCUCUUCUCUAUUAUAAUGGAUUUCUUUUUUCCUACCUUAUCGGUGGAAGUGUAGUAUGCUUUUUGACGACUUAUAUUUGUGUAGCAUUUUCUAAAUGUCCCACUCUGAAUGAUGAUAUCGAAUCUGGAGAUUUAAAGAAGAAAUCUGGAGUAUUAUUAAAAGAUAUUAGUAUUUAUCUCCGAGUUGGAAUAUUAGUGCUGGGACUCGGAAUGUUAACAUGGAUAGGAUUAGAAAUAGGAACUUAUUUUACACCAGUAGAAGAGUUAUGCUUGGACGAGCUAAAUUUGGCACAGCCGAUUUUAUUAGGAAUAUUUACAUUUCUACAAAUGCAUUUUCUUUUCAUGAAUAUUCCGAGAGUUCUCAAAUCUCUUGGUUGGUUCCGAAAUAUCGGCCUAAUGCAUCUGCAAGCUGCUAAUCUGGCUGUUUGGAUUCGCUUAUUUUUAUGGGAAACGGCUAAAGAAUGGUUAGAACACAGCCACGUGGUUCAAAAUGCUACAAAUCCAAAAAUUCCUGAAGACUUCAAUGCGACUAUUCACGUUAUGAAUUCUAAUAUGCAACACAAAGUAUAUGUGUCGAAGAAAUGCUGGUGGGAUCCUCAAGAAGACGAGAAAAUCGAACAAGUCCUUUACUAUAGAUAUUGUCUUCAGAGUUCUACAAUUGGUUCCAUAUGGGAAAAAGCCAUGCCUUACAUUUUCCCAUUUGUUCUUCAAUUCAGUUUAGUUUGCAGUGCCGUUAUGUUUCAUCUCUGGCAAUCGUCUACUUUUGUCGUUCAUUAUAACAUUAACAGCACCCCUAGAAGUAUAAGCCCAGAUUCAGAAGUAGUCAACAAACAAAACUGCACUGGUCGAAAAGUAGAUUGUAGAGGAUCGAGUAAAGGAUUAUUUUUAGGACUUUUAGUGACCGUAGUUGGACUAAUAGUUCUUAUCCUAUUUUUUGUUCUGACCAACAAUCAGAAAUUGCAUCUAGAUACGUUAUUUGUUGUGUCUUCUGUUCAUUGCGGAGUUAUGGGCCUUUCCGUUUUAGCUGUAUUCUUAGGAUUAUGCCAGAUAAGAAGAAUGUGUCCGCGUUCUAUACCAGAACCGGAUCUUCAUUCGGCAAUUCAAUCAUGGGGAACGACAGCUGUCUUUUUAUUUGGAGCGUGUGGGAUGAUCGUGGGCAGUAAUCAUCUUCACAAUACGAAAUAUUUAGUAGUAUUUGUCGAUGGAGCUGUUAUGAUAUUUCAUUGUUGCAUUCAAGCUCUCUUUAUGCAUAUCUUAAAUAAGAAAUGCUGCAGACCAGGUUGUCCUCACGAGAAAUCGAAACCGGGACGACAGACCGUAACUUUCCUGAUUUUCAGCAACUUGGUGCUGUGGCUGAUGGAAUCAUUUACUGCUCAGAAUCCAGUAGCUGGUCAGUUACAACUUGGUUUUUAUGGAACAAUACCAUGGGGAAUUAUGUCACGUGGAAUUCUUCCUAUCGUUAUGUGUUACAGGUUUAUGUGUUCUGCGACUAUGAUGGACACAUGGAGGAAUUCUUACGCUUCUAGUAGAUAAAGAAAGAUGUACUGACGUCGGAGACUUCUCCACAAUAAGCAGUCACAUGAUUUGGGAAUAUUUCUCGAACUGAUCUUUGGAAAAAGGCAGCAUUUUUAUACGAAUGAUGUAACUGUGAACAACGCAGUUUUCCAAAUCCAUUAUUUGGGAUAUCACGAAAUGCUAAGAAAAACUAAAGGUUUUCUUAAGCGAAACCCACAAGACUUUAAGAUGUUUAUAUUUUAGCUACAUAAAAAUAUUUAGUAUAUGAUACAUAUUUCAAAACACCAAGUUGAUAUCA